Messenger RNA from Dermatophagoides farinae (American house dust mite), 3677 nucleotides. NCBI's taxonomy places the organism in Eukaryota, Metazoa, Arthropoda, Arachnida, Sarcoptiformes, Pyroglyphidae. The record is from RefSeq and is a predicted model, not a curated record.
AAAUGAAUGGAUGAUAAUGGUAAUUUUGAGUGUUAGAAGAAUGCGCCAUCCACACAUGCACACACAAACGCAAUUAGCUUAUGAAUACAGGAUAUGACAACAAUUUUCAGAUAAUUUUUGCUCCUAUUUCUCUCUCUCUAUUUUUGCAUGUCUAUUUUUUUUGUCUAUUGGCGACACAAAAUCUAAUAACCCGUUGUUUUAUUGUCACAACUUUUUUUUUUGGUCUUACAAGGUUAGAUUGAUGAUUUUUUUUCUGUUUAAACUUGAGACAACAUUUCGCAGUGAUGAUGGUGAUUGUCAUGAUUGUAGUUGUCUAAACGGAUUUUUAUUUUGCCAAUUUUUUUAAGGUGUGGGUGUUGGUUUUUUUUAUAACAUUUUUGAUUAUUAUAAAAAAACAAAUAAAUGUUCUUCUUUUAUUUUGGCCACGAAAACAAACAAAUAUAAAGAUUUUGGAACGGAAUUCUGGAAUUUGAUCUCAUUCAUAGACGACGUUUGUUUUUGAAUUCGAAUUUUUUUUUUUUUUUUUUGAAAAAAAACCAUGGAAAAUCUUCAUCAACGUGAUCGUGUCGGUGUUGAUGAUUGUGUUUUAAUUGAUGAUUAUCGUGAUUGUGAAUUGUUUUUAAAUAAUCUACGAAAACGAUUUAAUGAAGAUAUUAUCUAUACAUGCAUUGGCCAGGUUCUUAUUUCAAUCAAUCCAUAUAGAGAAUUACCAAUCUAUAAUGAUAGUUACAAACAAAGUUAUGCCAAUUUCAAUUUCUAUCAACUUUCACCGCACAUAUUUGCCAUUGCUGAUGCCUCAUUUCGUGUAAUGGUAGAUGAAGCUCGUGAUCAAUGUAUAUUGAUUUCAGGUGAAAGUGGUGCUGGUAAAACCGAAGCAUCGAAAAAGAUUCUCGAAUAUUUGUCUAGUGUGACUAGCCGAUCGGAACAUAAUAUCAAAGAGAUCAAUAAUAAAUUAUUGUUUUCAAAUCCAGUACUUGAAGCAUUUGGUAAUGCUAAAACUAGUCACAAUAAUAAUUCAAGCCGAUUCGGUAAAUACAUGGAUGUUGAAUUCGAUUAUCUCGGACAUCCAUUAGCUGGUCAUAUAAACAUUUAUUUGUUGGAAAAAUCUCGUGUCGUAUAUCAGAGUAAGAAUGAACAGAAUUUUCAUAUUUUCUACCUGUUACUUCGAGGAUCGUCCGAUCAAAUGCUAACAGAAUUCAGUCUUCGUCGUGAUCCACAAAAUUAUUUUUAUUUGAAUCAAAAUGCUGAUGACGAUUACCAAGUGGAUUGUGAUCAAUUCGAUAUAAUUCGAAAUGCUUUGAAAAUGUUUGAUUUUAGUGACGAAGAUGAACAGGGAAUGUUUGCCAUCAUUGCUGCUAUUCUACAUCUAGGUAAUGUUGGAUUUUUCGAUGAAGAUGAUGGCAAAACUAUCAUAUCGAAUAUGAAACCAGUGAUGACAAUAAGUAAAUUAUUACAAUGUGAUGUUGAAUUGCUCAAACAAGCAUUGGUUAAUCGUACGAUCGAAGCCAGAGAUGAAAUGAUGAUGACCGGAUUGACACGUGAUCAGGCUAUCUAUGCUCGAGAUGCAUUGGCUAAAGCCAUUUAUCAACGGCUAUUCGUAUGGCUUGUAUCAAGACUCAACAAUUCUUUGCAUUCGAAACGACGACAAGAUAAACGUAAAACAGUAAUGGGAUUACUUGACAUUUAUGGAUUUGAAAUAUUUGAAAGAAAUAAUUUCGAACAAUUUUGCAUCAAUUAUUGUAAUGAAAAACUUCAACAAUUGUUUAUUGAAUUGACGCUCAAACAAGAACAGGAAGAAUAUCGACGAGAACAGAUUGAGUGGGAACCGGUCGAAUAUUUCAAUAAUCAAAUCAUUUGUGAUCUAAUUGAAGAAAAACAUCGUGGAAUCAUUGCCUUUUUGGAUGAAGAAUGUUUACGUCCAGGUGAUCCUACUGAUUUGACUUUUUUGGCGAAAUUGGAUGAAAAUAUUUCCGGUCAUCCACAUUAUUGUACAGUGCGACAAUAUCAUUCGAAAAACAAUCGUCAAAAUGGAAUGAUUGGUCAUGAGAUGCAUCAAUUUCGAAUUACUCAUUAUGCCGGCAAUGUUGAUUAUGAGAUUGAUGGAUUCAUAGAUAAAAAUAAUGAUCUACUGUAUCGUGAUCUGAAAAAGACCAUGUGUUCAUCCAAUCAUCCCAUUAUCAAACAAUUGUUUGGUCAUGAUGAAUUAUCAAUUCAUCGGCGGCCAACUACUACAGCCACACAAUUUCGACAAAGUCUAUCCGAUUUAAUGUCAUUACUAUCCUCUAAACAACCAUGGUAUAUUCGUUGUAUAAAGCCAAAUAAUUUUCAACGAAGCAAAUUUUUCGACGAUCAAAUCGUCCGUCAUCAAAUUCAAUAUUUAGGCCUUAUGGAAAAUCUUCGUGUUAGACGGGCAGGGUUUGCUUAUCGUCGUAAUUUUAAUGAUUUCCUUGAACGUUAUAAAUGUCUUUGUCCGAAGACUUGGCCUUAUUAUCGAGGAUCAUUUCGAGAUGGUGUCCAAGAGCUAGUCGAUCAUUUUGGAUUCAAAGCAGAUGAAUACCGAAUGGGUUUGACUAAAAUUUUCAUUCGAUCUCCUCAAAGUUUGUUUCGAAUCGAAGAUGCAUUUCAACAGCACAAACAUGUUCUUGCUACACGAAUUCAAGCCCUAUAUCGUGGAUGGCAUACAAAGGAACAAUACAAAAAAAUUCGAAAAUCGGUUAUUGCAUUGCAGACAAAUAUUCGUCGUUAUCUCGCUAUACAAAAUUAUCAUCGAAGACGUCAUGCAGCACAUCAGAUUCGAGCAUUCAUUAAAGGUUUUAUCACCCGAAACGGACCACCGAAUCAAUUCAAUCAAAAGUUUGUACGGCAAGUGAAAAUUCAUUGGCUCACAACACUUAGUGAAUCACUGCCAUCUUCGAUUAUAAAACACCGAUGGCAAAUGGCACCGAUUUGUUGCCGGGAAACAUCACGAUUGUUAUGUAAUAUGCAUAAACAAUGGUUGGCUCGUCGUUAUUGUCUGGCUAUUACGCCCAAACGUAAAGAAGUGUUACAGGAAAAAGUAUUGGCUGAAAGUUUGUUUAAGAAUAAAAAACAAUCUUAUGUGGUAAGCAUUCCCGAACCAUUCGAAUCGAAUCGUCUUGAUGGUCGAAUGGACGAAAUGCGACGCAAUAUUUUCGAAAUGAAAUUUAAAGUUGAUGAUGAAAAAACUCAGUAUUGUACGAUGGUCAAUAAAUACGAUCGCCGUGGUUAUAAUUGUCGACCACGAAUGUUGGUCAUAACCAAUAAACGGUUCUAUUUGCUAGAGGUGAAAAAAACCACCCUAGCAAUGAAAGAAUCGUUAUCACUUAGUAUGAUCAAAGUGGUCACCAGUAGCCAUAGCGAUGGAUUAUUCAUCGUACGGAUACCCAUAAUGAAAAAGGAAAAGGGCGAUCUCAUUUUGGAAUGUCAUCCUAGACUGAUUGAAUUAUUGACCAAAUUUUCCGCAUUCGCUGGUCAGGAUAAAUUGUCCAUCGAUGAUGGUCAUAUGAUUGAACAUCAAAUGUCAAAUGGUAAAAAAGGUCAAAUACAAUUUGUCGAUGGUCAUCGUUAUGAAAUUAUGAAACGAAAAGAUGGUCAAUUACAAGUGAUUGCAACAUCUUUAUCGGUUUGAACUAAAUGGCUAUGUCUUAUCGUUAUUAUUA